UCGUCUGUAGCUGUACACCAACUAGCCACAACCACCUGACGAGGGACUUAAAGUGCUACUUAAAAAUUCCACUCCGACGCAUGCUGCUGCUAGCUAGCAGGCGGUUUUAAAAGAAAUGUGAAGUUAACUUUUUGUGUCUCGAUUUUCUUUAAACACAAUGCAGGCCAAGGGAUUUGCUGUAGUCCACCACCAGUAAAGGUAACGGUACGUUAUCUUAGGUAGGUAGCCUAGUAGCAAACUUAACGCUAACUAGUUAUGUUACGGACAACUAGCUAGCUUGCUAACGAUUGGUUAGCAGUUGCUAACCGCAUUAACCUAGUUAGCAAAAUACAAUAAAAAGUUAAAUCUAAAUAGCUAAUGUUAGAUACAUCGCCAAAUACGAUUUAGGCGUUUGUUGCCAUUUAGCUAACUAGCUAGCUCGUUAGCUAGCUAGGAAGUUGGCUGGCUAGCUAGCAAACUAGGAAGUUGGCUGGCUAGCAGCUAGCUAGCUAGGAAGUUGACUGGCUAGCUUGGUCAGAUCAGUUGUAUGGUAAUUUUUAUAGCCCAUGUAUGUAUUGGAAAGACACGGGUAGUCGCAAAUUGGUGAAUUAUAUAUUUUUAGCAGUCUGACAGCGAGUCUGAUUCCCGGGUGGGUCUGAAAAAGAAUUUACAGUAUUUAUCAAUAUUAAAUAAAUGACCAAUUGCUGCUGGUGACUGGUUGUACCGUAAAGUGAUGUUGACAUUACUUUUUUUUAAUAAGUUGUUCUGUCAUAUCUAACAAUCGACUGUUCUCAGUUUAGAGAUUGUCAUCAGGGCUUUUUGACGAGUUUGUUUUUGUAGUUUAUUGGUGCAAAAUGGAUGUUAAGAUGGAGGACGAUGAAGCAGAGAGAUCCCAAGUAACCAUUUGGUCUGAUUCAAUUAAUGCCUGCAUAGAUUACCCACAUUCUCCAGUGUCAGGAAACACAGAAACAAGUUAUCUGGAAACCAAAACCAAUUCAACAUAUGAACAUGACUAUACAGUGAUCCAAACUACCAACAAUUUAUCAGACAGUUAUUUUCCUUCUGAGAUUGAUGUAAAGCUUGAGGAGAAUGACAUGGGAAUAUCCCCAACUGUCCCAUGGUCUUCAUGUUCCUAUGUGGGUUUACCAAAAGAGCAUUCACAUGUACCUUCCAUCAGUUCCCAAACAACAAGUCAAGGGCAGAUUUUACGUCUUUUCCCUGAAAAGACAUGCACAAGUGAUGGGGAGAAUAACGCUGUCAAAAUGGUUUAUUUCUGUAAUGCCCAAGAUCCCGUUAGUACAUCUGAAGGGCAUUUUCUCAAAGAGGAGUCAUGGCAUGGAUCACCGUCCAGUGAUAUUCCCAUAGCAAAUGCAUUCACCCUAUGUGGUUCAUUUGAAGCUCAAAUCAACCCAUCUUCACAGGUGUUUAGCAUAAACCAAACCCAGACCAAUAUUGAAUUGCCAUUGCCUGCUGAAAAUGUUCAUCUAGCAAGAUAUAGUACUGACAUUACUUCUGUGCUAACCUCGCCUGCUACAGAAAGCGGAUGUAAUUUAGCUGUAUCUACUAGAUCGAGGCCUAUUCUUUCUGAUUACUGUGAGCCAUUCAACUUUCCUUCUGAUGAAGACGAAGACUACAAUGGCGAUGGAAGACGAAGACUUCAAUGCCAAAAAACAGUAGAGGAUGAGUAUAUACGGCAGUGUCGUGUCAGUUACUCAAGAAAAAUCCCAAGACAUUUUGGAAAGUUUUCGAAAGCUCCAUACAAGAAGUGCAAGGAAAUGGGUGUAGUUUUCAAUGUUGGAUCUGGAGCGAAACAGAAACUUGAUCGUCAUUUACUGACAAAUGGUGUAAUGGCUGAGGUGUCUGAAUAUGCUAAAGAGAUUAAAAGAGCUCACCGGCAUGUUAUCUAUGAUAUUCUAGAAUACAACUUUGAUCUUGGUGUUGGUAGUGAAUUACAAUUUGAUUUUUGCAGCCGGAUUAUGUUAAAACUAAAAGAAAUGAUGAAAAAGAAUUACAAGAGGACACAACCUGGAUGGUUAGCAGAAGUGUUUGAACUUCCUGAUCCAAAGACAAUGAAAGCAAGUAACCUCUCUCGUCAAUGGGCAAGGUCCUUUUUGCAUAACAGCGUCUCAAAAAAUCUAACACCCUUUGACAUCUGUAUAAAGGAGGAGCCUGUUGUGGACCUGAUAUCUCCUCCGCAUGUGAAGACUGAAAGCCUCUUUACUGAGACAGUUUUAACACGGUGUGCGGAUGAGACCGCACUCUUUGGUCCUGAAAAUGGACCUCAUGAAAUAUGCACAAAGGAUGAGGCUGAUCUGGCUGUGAUCUAUCCUCAACAUGUCCAGACAGAAAGCGUCUUCACUCAGACAGACAUAAAAAUGGAGGAAUCCUUAAUGAUGCCCACAUUAGAAGAAGCAUUGGAGUACCUCUACCCUCUCUGUAAGGAAAAAGGACUUGACCUGGAUGUGAAAUCUAAAUGUGUGAAAAAGGAGAAACUUGACUUGCAUCUAUUGACCAGAGAUGUAAUGUUUGAAGUGGCUGAUUUUGCUUCAGACGUGUGUGGAAAUUACAGGCAGAUUGUCUGUGAUGUUCUAGACCAAAAUUUUGAUCUGGAUUUACAACGUGGGAAAACUGAGCUGGCUCAAGAGAUUAUGGUUGCGUUAGCAGCAGUUAGGCAGAGAAAGACACAUUUACAUGGUCAAAAGAGAUGUGAAUUUUACAAGGAUACUUUCAUGAAAAAAUGUCGCAAACGAAAGAAUCCUGCAGAGAUUUGCAGUAACCAGAAUUUCACUACAUCAUCACUUGAGCUGAAAUACCGAAGACGGAAAGAAGUAACAAAAAGGAGGAGGUUGGAUUUAAUGAGAAAAAAAAAAGAAAUGGACAUGUUAUUAGCCAGGGUGUCGAAGGGAGGCGAUUUGCUGGAAGUCAGACAAGUAGAACCUCAUUGGGUCAAGCUAGAGAGCAUCUCUGAUAAGAUUGACCUUGCACUUUGUGCUGAUGAAACGAAGCAAAAUGUUACCAACUUAGACCAUUCAAAUGUGACGUUUAACACCAAAGAACUGGUGAAAGACUGCUACCCACUCUGUCAUGAAAUAGUUCUGGGCCUUGAUGUUGCAUCCAAACCUGCAUUCACUCACUGUGGUUAUUUUGAAGCUCAAAUCAACCCAACUUCACAGGUGUUUAGCAUAAACCAAACCCAGACCAAUAUUGAAUUGCCAUUGCCUGCUGAAAAUGUUCAUCUAGCAAGAUAUAGUACUGCCGUUCCUUCUGUGCUAACCUCACCUGCUACAGAAAGCGGAUGUAAUUUAGCUGUAUCUACUAGACCGAGGCCUAUUCUUUCAGAUUAUUGUGAACCAUUCAACUUUCCUUCUGAUGAAGACGAAGACUACAAUGGCGAUGGAAGACGAAGACUGCAAUGCCAAAAAGCGGUAGAGGAUAAAUAUAUACGGCAGCGGCGUGUCAGUUACUCAAAACAUAACCCAAGAGAUUGUGGAAAGUAUUGGAAAGCUCCAUACACGAAGUGCAAGGAAAUUGGUGUAGAUUUCAAUGUUGGAUCUGGAGUGAAACAGAAACUUGAUCGUCAUUUACUGACAAAUGGUGUAAUGGUUGAGGUGGCUGAAUAUGCUAAAGCGAUUAAAAGCGCUGAACAGCGUGUUAUCUAUGAUAUUCUAGAAUACAACUUUGAUCUUGGUGUUUGUAAUGAAGUACAAUAUACUUUUUCUGCCCGGACUAUGGCAAAACUAAAAGACAUGAAAAAGAAUUACAAGAAGAUACAACCUGGGUGGUUAGCAGAAGUGUUUGAACUUCCUGAUCCAAAGACAAUGAAAGCAAGUAACCUCUCUCUUACAUGGGCAAGGUCCAAUUUGCAUGACAGCGUCUCAGAAAAUCGUACACCCUUUGACAUCUGCAUAAAGGAGGAGCCUGUUGUGGACCUGAUAUCUCCUCCGCAUGUGAAGACUGAAAGCCUCUUUACUGAGACAGUUUUAACACGGUGUGCGGAUGAGACCGCACUCUUUGGUCCUGAAAAUGGACCUCAUGAAAUAUGCACAAAGGAUGAGGCUGAUCUAGCUGUGAUCUAUCCUCAACAUGUCCAGACAGAAAGCGUCUUCACUCAGACAGACAUAACAAUGAAGGAAUCCUUAAUGAUGCCUACAUUAGAAGAAUCAUUGGAGUACCUCUACCCUCUCUGUAAGGAAAAAGGACUUGACCUGGAUGUGAAAUUUAAAUGUGUGAAAAAGGAGAAACUUGACUUGCAUCUAUUGACCAGAGAUGUAAUGUUUGAAGUGGCUGAUUUUGCUUCAGAAGUGUGUGGAAAUUACAGGCAGAUUGUCUGUGAUGUUCUAGACCAAAAUUUUGAUCUGGAUUUACAAAGUGGGAAAACUGAGCUGGCUCAAGAGAUUAUGGAUGGGUUAGGAAUGGUUUGGAUGAGAAAGACACAUUUACAAGGUCGAAAGAGAUGUGAAUUUUACAAGGAUACUUUCAUGAAAAAACAUUGCAAACAAAAGAAUUCUGCAGAGUUUUCCAAUCACCAGAAGGCCACUACAGUAACACUUGAGCCGAAAUACCAAAGACUGAAAGAAGUAACAAAAAGGAGGAGGUUGGCUUUAAUGAUGAAAAAAAAAAGAAAUGGACAUGUUAAUAGCCAGGGUGUCGAAGGGAGGCGAUUUGCUGGAAGUCAGACAAGUAGAACCUCAUUGGGUCAAGCUAGAGAGCAUCUCUGAUAAGAUUGACCUUGCACUUUGUGCUGAUGAAUCGAAGCGAAAUGUUACCAACUUAGAUAUGUGAAGUUUAACACACAAAUGGGUGUAAGAGUGCUACCCGAUCUCUCAUGAAAUAGGUCUGGACAUUGAUGUUGCAUCCUAACCUGCAAAAACGAAACUGGAAUUGAAUUUACUGACUAACAGUGUCGUUAUCGAGGUUCAUACAUACUUGCGUAAGAAUCGUUGAGGUAAGAUUGGAAAAGAUGGGUGGAUAUUUUGUUUGCUCUCUGAUAUUCUAGAAUACAAUUUUGAUCGUAGUUUGCAAAAUCAGAGACGUUAUCAAGCUCAAUUAUGGAUUUAGAGUAAAGUGACGGUUCGAAAACACAAACCUGAGCUCUUGGGAAAGGGUCAAAUGUCGAAAGAAGUGUUCAUAAUACCUAAUGUUUAUUUAAAGCCGUGCAACAACAAAAAAAAACAGUGCUUUCAGAUGAUUUACCUAAAGGAAUAUCAAAGAAAUCUCACGGAAAACCAUGGAACAAGAUGCAAGACUGGUAUAUCCUAAUCAUGGCAAACACUAUCGCCACGAAGAGCAUUUAAUCAAAGAUUGUUCAUGGCAUGGCUCAACGCCAAUUGAUAUUCUGACAGGAAAUGUAUUCAACCUCCCAGAAUUGUCACUACGCAUUGCAGAAAAGGGUUCUUUUGAAAGUCAAGUCAACCCAACUUCAGAUAUUUAGCCAAACACCAACUGAACGACAAGAUCAGGCCAACAAUCUCCCAAAACAUGGUACUGCCAUACCUUUUGUUCUAUCCUCAUCUGCUACAGAAAUCGGCUGCAAUGUGGAACUACCUACUAGUCCUCCUCUUCCAGCUAAUUGUGAAUCAUUUGAACUUUCCCUCUGAAGUCUACAAUGUCAAAACUGUAGAGGAUGAAUAUAAACUCAGCAGAAAAAGAAAUGUCCUCUCACUGUCAACUGCAUUUAUUUUCAGCAAACUUAACGUGUAAAUAUAUGUAUGAACAUAAGAUUCAACAACUGAGACAUAAACUGAACAAGUUCCACAGACAUCUGACUAACCGUAAUGGAAUAAUGUGUCCCUGAACAAGGGGGGUCAAAAUCAAAAGUAACAGUCAGUAUCUGGUGUGGCCACCAGCUGCAUUAAGUACUGCAGUAAAUCUCCUCAUGGACUGCACCAGAUUUACCAGUUCUUGCUGUGCGAUAUACCCCACUCUUCCACCAAGGCACCUGCAAGUUUCCAGACAUUUCUGAGGGGAUUGGCCCUAACCCUUAUCCUCCGAUCCAACAGUUCCCAGACGUGCUCAAUGGGAUUGAGAUCCGGGCUCUUUGCUGGCCAUGGCAGAACACUGACAUUCAUGUCUUGCAGGAAAUCACGCACAGAAUGAGCAGUAUGGCUGGUGGCAUUGUCAUGCUGGAGGGUUAAUACAACUUUGAUCUUCUUUUGCAAAAUGAGUAAUGAUAUGACUUUAAAAAUGGCUAGAAGCAAGAUGCAUUACAAGAGAAGAAAACCUGGGUGGUUAACAGAAGUGUUUGAACUUCCUGAUCCAAAGACAAUGAAAGCAGGACAAUACUCCCUUACGUGGGCAAAAACCUAUUUGCAUAGUGCCUUCGGAAAGUUUUCAGACCCCUUGACUUUUUCCACAUUUUGUUACGUUACAGCCAUAUUGUAACAUUUAUUAAAUUAAACAAUGUCCUUAGCAAUCUGCGUUCAAAAGUGCUACCCACGCUGCAAGGAAAUAGGCCUGGACCUCGUAAUUGCAUCCAAACCUGCAAAAAACAAAACUUACAUUUCAGUUACUGGUAAUGGUGUAAAUAUUUACUAAUAGGAUGUAAAAAGGCUAAAGGAUAUGCGUCUUCUCUCUAUGAUAGCCUAGAAUACAUUUUUGAUCUUAAAGUGGAACUGACAGCGUUUUAGCAAUAUGUAAUCUUAGAUCUGUUCAUAUACAUCCCAGGAAGAUUAUAUAUAUAUAUUUUUACCGUUUUCAGACACGUGAUCACUUUUAGAUAUGGUCGUUUUUAUAAAUUCAUUGAAUGUUUGAGAAUGAAGUAUAGUAAGGCAUUUGUGAAAAUUCUAUAAGAAUAUAGUCAGAGGUGUCCACAUACUUUUGUGUAUGGGAUUUGUGUUAACGGUUAAAUCUUUAAAUAGUGGAUUUUGCAGAUUCCCUUGGCCUCCUGUUGGUUCACUUUUGUUCUUGCUGUGAAGACUGAUUUAUUUCUAGACGUAUUUUUUCUUCCCCAUUAAACGACAUGUUCAUUGACUAGCCUAACUUUUCUACCUUUCAAAGCCUCUGUAGAUGAACCUCCUGAUCUUUUUUGAUGUAAAUAAGGUGAACAAGGAUAUUUUUUCUAAAUAAGAGUAGCCCUAGGCAUUGGUAAAAAAAUCCUAUGGAUAAUCUUUUUCUUUUUGCAAGUUUGUUUUUCAGCCAUUUUUGGAGGUACUUAUCAGUGGGCUAUUUCUAUUUCAUAAAAAAAAAAAAUUGAGGAAAGAUUAAGAAAGACACUGCAUCAAGACUUGCUUUGCAGUUACCCAUACUUUUCUAUUCUAAGGUCAACUAUGAAGUGAAAGUAUUUUUAUUUUUAAGGACACUUUCAUUGACAUUCUCAGGUGUUCCUCUGACACCUGUGGCAUUACAAGGUAUGCAAGUAAAUGUGUGACUGAGAUGCACAUUGCAGCUUUUUCUACUGCUUGCCAUUCAAACUUUAAAACUUGCAAACCGGUCUAUCCGGGAUCCUUGAGACAUCGCUACCGCAUUGUUUUGAAACACCAUGGAAACACUAAGAAUGUACAGCAGCUUUUUUUUAAUGUCUACUUGGCAUUUUCUUUGUUGGACUUUUUGUCACCUUUUUUAGACAAAUGAGUGGAUUGUCUUUGUUUAUAUUUUAAUGAAUAAAUAUCUACUUUUUUUGUCAUUUAGACACUUAUCCAAGUGCUUACAGGUUCGUGGAUGUUUUUGUGAUAUACAUUUUUCUGAGCAGAUGUUAGUUUCAGCCAUUUUUGGAGGCUGAUUUAUUUUAUUUUUUUCCUCUUGGGAGGAUUAACACACGUUUUUGAGAGUCUUCAUACUUCUCCCAUUUGUGGACUGCCUAAAAGGAGUUUCUUUCUGGCAUACUUUGGAGUGUCUUUGGAACAAAGGGUGCUGCGUCUCUGUGUCAACCGGCUGAGCAUGCGCCCCAAAAGCAGAAUGGGCUUUCCGUCCUUUCUGCCAUGUUUGACAGAACUCUUCAGAAACUACCAUGGUGGUUUCCAGCUUCAGCCAGCCCAGGACUUUAAGAUAGACCGUCUGUCUGGCCUCUCUUAGGUCUCCUGCAACAAACACCACACCUUCCGCUCAUGAUCCCCUCACCGCUCAAAUGGCUCCUCGCCAAGUCCCCACACACCACCCUACGCCAACGCCAACCGAUCUACUCCCCACGUAGUGAGAAUGGUACGCCCCGGCUCUAUGAUUAGACCUCAUUGCUGUCGGAAGAUACCACUCCAGAGCGGGGGUGGUCGCCUGUGAGGAAUGGACACAGCGGGAGGGGCAAAAUGGACCAAUGGGAGUGCAGUGCUGAGAGGGGAGGUAGGAACACUCAACCCCUCCCCCUGAGCCCCCUCCGCAGGACUGAACCCUCUCGACAGGGAGGGAGAGGGGGGACUGGGACAGACAGGGAAGGGGAAACAAGUGAACAGAUAUUCGCCAGGACAGUCGCAGAAUGGUCACCAUGGAAACAUACCACCUGUACCAGUUCAGGACAUGAGAUCGCCACGUUGACCAUCUUUAAGACGAAACAGUCUCUGGGUGAGUAUGCCCAUCAGUCAGCCGCCCACUAAUCAGUAGCCUAGUACCCGGCCCCACCAGUAGAGGUAUCAGUAUCUCAGGUGGGAUGGAGAAUGAGAUGAUGUUUCCAGGAGGAGCUGCCUCUACCAGUGACGCUCUGAUGAUAAGCUUCUUUAGGAGAUCACUGUAAUAUUCCGGCAGCUCAUGCUUUAAUCCAAGCUGAGCCAUAUAAUACAAGGCGAGGUAUGAGCUGGUUUCAGUGGACGGUGAGUCUCUGCAGCGUGUGACCCAUCCGCAUGCAGUGUUCAGCAACAAGGCCAAUGACCCAGUGGUGUUCGUCAAGAUUUUCAAGGGAACAGCUGACUUGCAUCAGAGGAAUCCACUGUCAGGCUUACACAAGUACUACACACAGUAUUUUUAUUGAACCUUUAUUUAACUAGGCAAGUCAGUUACAAUGACGGCCUACAGCGGCCAAACCCGGAAGACGCUAGGCCAAUUGUGCGCCGCCCUAUGGGACUCCCAAUCACAAACAUAUGUGAUGCAUUCUGGAUUCGAACCAGAGACUGUAGUGACGGCUCUUGCACUGAGAUGUAGUGCCUUAGACCGCUGCCCCACUCGGGAGCCCAGUACUACUGGCCUGUCUACAAGGAUGCUCUGAGGUGCAGUUCACCCAUCCACUGGAAAUGAUCUGAAAUGGUGUUCAAACCAGAACACAUGUCGACUUAAAGAGGAGGAGAUGGCUCGCUCCAGCUAGGCUGUAAUGGAAGGGAAUGGUCUAUUCUCAGAGGAGAGCAGCAUGGGUACCUCGACACUGACCAAUAAGCUUGCUUCUCCUCUAGGGCAAAAAGGAUAAUGGUUGUUUCCAUAGCAAACAGGAAAUACUGCCAAAAUUAAAAUGUUUUUACAUUUUGUUGUAACUGCAGUCGACAUGUGGGACUACUGUGCUUGCUUUGUGUAUAACAAUAAUGUGAUAAAUACUAUUUAUCAAAGAUGGA
Molecule: messenger RNA, 9443 nt
Organism: Salvelinus fontinalis (brook trout)
Lineage: Eukaryota; Metazoa; Chordata; Actinopteri; Salmoniformes; Salmonidae
Exons: 5
Coding region: 834-4697 (1287 amino acids)
Source: RefSeq, a predicted model, not a curated record